This is a messenger RNA of Lactuca sativa (garden lettuce), 1083 nucleotides long. RefSeq names its product isopentenyl-diphosphate Delta-isomerase I. NCBI's taxonomy places the organism in Eukaryota, Viridiplantae, Streptophyta, Magnoliopsida, Asterales, Asteraceae. The record is from RefSeq and is a predicted model, not a curated record. Gene Ontology annotation, biological process: isoprenoid biosynthetic process; isopentenyl diphosphate biosynthetic process. Gene Ontology annotation, molecular function: isopentenyl-diphosphate delta-isomerase activity. Gene Ontology annotation, cellular component: cytoplasm.
GACUACUUUAUGAGAGAGAGAGAGAGGGUAUUUCGUUUUAGAGGACUCGCCAAAAUGUUGAAAUUUCCCCCUUUUAAAACCAUUGCUACCAUGAUCUCUUCUCCAUAUUCUUCCUUCUUGCUGCCUCGGAAAUCUUCUUUCCCUCCAAUGCCGUCUCUCGCAGCCGCUAGUGUUUUCCUCCACCCUCUUUCGUCUGCCGCUAUGGGCGACGAUUCCAGCAUGGAUGCUGUCCAGCGACGUCUCAUGUUCGAUGACGAAUGCAUUUUGGUGGAUGAGAAUGACAAAGUGGUUGGCCAUGAUACUAAAUACAAUUGUCAUUUGAUGGAGAAGAUUGAAAAGGGAAAUAUGCUACACAGAGCAUUCAGUGUGUUCUUGUUCAACUCGAAAUAUGAAUUACUCCUUCAGCAACGUUCUGCAACCAAGGUGACUUUCCCUUUGGUAUGGACAAACACGUGUUGCAGCCAUCCACUAUACAGGGAGAGUGAGCUUAUUGACGAAAACGCCCUUGGGGUGAGGAAUGCUGCACAGAGGAAGCUCCUGGAUGAACUCGGCAUCCCUGGAGCAGAUGUUCCGGUUGAUGAGUUCACUCCAUUGGGUCGCAUUCUAUACAAGGCCGCAUCGGAUGGAAAGUGGGGAGAACAUGAACUUGAUUACCUGCUGUUUAUGGUACGUGAUGUUGGUUUGGAUCCGAACCCAGAUGAAGUGAAAGAUGUAAAAUAUGUGAACCGGGAAGAGCUGAAGGAAUUGGUAAGGAAGGCGGAUGCUGGUGAAGAGGGUGUGAAGCUGUCCCCGUGGUUCAAAUUGAUUGUCGAUAAUUUCUUGUUUCAGUGGUGGGAUCGACUCCAUAAGGGAACCCUAACCGAAGCUAUUGAUAUGAAAACAAUCCACAAACUCACAUAAAAACACUACACUAGUAGGAGAGAGGAUUAUAUGAGAUAUUUGUUAUAUGUGAAAUUGAAAUUCAGAUGAAUGCUUGUAUUUAUUUCUAUUUGGACAAACUUCAACUUCUUUUUGCUACCUUAUCAGAACAAUUUCUAGCUGGAGGGCGGGGAAGCAAUAAUAUGUGCAUGUUUUGCAUGCUAA